Dendrobium catenatum is the source of this 2053-nucleotide messenger RNA. RefSeq names its product ferrochelatase-2, chloroplastic-like. The transcript has 11 exons. Gene Ontology annotation, biological process: heme biosynthetic process. Bases 151 to 1686 code for a protein of 511 amino acids. The record is from RefSeq and is a predicted model, not a curated record. Gene Ontology annotation, molecular function: protoporphyrin ferrochelatase activity. Lineage: Eukaryota; Viridiplantae; Streptophyta; Magnoliopsida; Asparagales; Orchidaceae.
CCGAAAACCCAAAAACCUGACCGGAGGGGCUGGUCGAGCGUUCUCGGAGUUCUUGGAGCGUCUGCAAGCGAUUUUCGUCUUCCUUGUCGGAGCGAUCGGAUUUUGAUAUUGUCAUCAUAUCAUCGAGCGAGUAAUCUUGGUGCAACUGAGAUGGGCAGUUUGGAUGUGGGAUCUCUCAGUCUGUCAACAUCUCUGCAAGCAAGGUUUUCUCCACGACCAGCAUUUGCAGUUCGAAUGCUUGACAAUUGGUCUGCUGUUCAUAUGGAAUCCUGGAGGAAAUCAUCUCAAUUAAAGUCUGUAUUUGCAAAUUUUUAUCCAAGAUUGAUUUACCGUUCUUAUCAAACACAUAAGCUGAUGAUUAAAAGGCAUUCAUCAAUUUCUGAGGCAUUUAUGACAUCUGAAACAAAGGAAACAGCGAGUAAUGUCCUUGUUGGAAAUGAAAAACUUGGCGUAUUGUUACUCAAUCUUGGAGGUCCUGAGACCCUUGAGGACGUGCAGCCUUUCUUGUUCAAUCUUUUCGCAGAUCCGGACAUCAUUCGUCUUCCUAGGCUUUUUCGGUUUCUUCAGAAGCCAUUGGCGCAAUUUGUUUCUAUUGUUAGAGCACCAAAGAGUAAAGAAGGAUAUGCUUCUAUAGGAGGUGGCUCCCCGCUUCGGCAGAUAACAGAUGCACAGGCAGAGGAAUUGAGGAAGGCUUUGUGUGACAAAAAUGUUCCAGCAAAGGUGUAUGUUGGAAUGCGGUAUUGGCAUCCGUUCACUGAAGAAGCUAUUGAACAGAUCAAAAGGGAUGGCAUCACAAAACUUGUCGUUCUUCCUCUUUAUCCACAAUUCUCAAUAUCAACCAGUGGUUCAAGUCUUCGUUUACUAGAGAGUAUUUUCAGGGAGGAUGAAUAUUUAGUCAAUAUGCAGCAUACUGUCAUUCCCUCAUGGUACCAGCGUGAAGGAUAUAUUAAAGCCAUGGCAAAUCUAAUUGAAAAAGAGUUGGAAAAUUUUGAGAGCCGUCAAAAGGUUAUGAUAUUCUUUAGUGCCCACGGAGUUCCACUUGCAUAUGUUGAAGAAGCUGGGGAUCCAUACAAAGCAGAGAUGGAGGAGUGUGUGGAGUUGAUCAUGGAAGAAUUAGAGAGACGGCAUAUCACUAAUGCCUACACACUUGCUUACCAGAGUCGUGUUGGACCUGUGGAAUGGUUGAGGCCCUACACUGAUGAGACUAUUGCUGAGCUUGGACAGAAAGGGGUGAAAAGCCUUCUGGCUGUCCCCAUAAGCUUUGUAAGUGAGCACAUUGAAACUCUUGAAGAAAUUGAUGUCGAGUACAAAGAGUUGGCUAUGAAGUCUGGUGUGAGGAACUGGGGACGGGUUCCUGCACUAGGAUGUGAACCUACCUUCAUUGCUGAUCUUGCUGAUGCAGUAAUAGAAAGCCUUCCUUAUGUUGGAGCAAUGGCCGUCUCCAAUCUUGAGGCUCGUCAGUCAUUGGUACCCCUUGGGAGCGUAGAAGAGUUAUUGGCUGCCUAUGACACCAAGCGUGAAAAACUUCCUCCACCGGUGCUAGUUUGGGAAUGGGGAUGGACAAGAAGCGCAGAGACAUGGAAUGGCAGGGCAGCCAUGAUUGCUGUGCUUGGUUUGUUGGUCCUUGAAGUAACUACAGGUCAGGGCUUCUUGCACCAGUGGGGCAUCCUUCCCUUGUUCCACUAGUAACUAUGCCUACUAAAGCAUUCAUAUGACCACCAAAAAUAUAUUAUAAUGAUCCUUAUAAAAAAAAAAUUUAAAUCAUAAUGUUGGACAAGAUAACAAAAAUCAUCGUCUUCUCUAUUUAAUAAUCUCGAGUCUCCUCAAUAGGUCUGAAGUAACCAUAAGCUGGUUGUUAAUACCAUUCCUCCAUCAAGGAAAUAUAUAUCAAUCAUGCCAUCUAUUAGUUCGAGUCUGUGCAUCCUUUGUAUCAUAGUAUUUUCUUUUAAAGACGAUGAGAUCAUUUUGUAUAAUAUAAUAUUUUAUUGUAUCACAUUGGGCAAUCUAAAAUUUUCACCACUUGAUGUUAAUGAAUUUCAACUUUAAUCUUCAA